GGAAACGGAAAAAUAAAAUCUAAAAAAAAAUCAAAUAUCUUUUUUUAAACUUAUAUAGAAUUGAAAUAUAUAUAUAUAUUAUAAUGCCUUCGAAAGACCGUAUCACGUUAAGUUAUGGUGAUAGCAUAUUGAGAGAAUCUGACCUAACUAUUUUGAACAGCAAAGCAUGGCUUAACGAUAGAAUUAUUGGUUUCGCCUUCGAAUAUUUUCAAAAUGACCUAUUUAAAUCAACCAACAAAAUAAUAUUUAUUAGUCCCGAAGUCACUCAGCUAGUUAAAUUGUCAGAUGAGAGUGAAGUGAAUGUUUUUCUAGAACCUCUUGAUUUGUGUAACAAAGAAGUUAUCUUGUUGGCAGUAAACGAUCAAGAGGAUUUAACUCACGAAGGAGGGACGCACUGGUCAUUACUGAUGUAUUAUCAGAAAAGCCGCCAAUUCUUUCAUAUAGACUCUUCUCCAGGUUUUAAUGUUGCUGCAGCUAAAAAGCUUAGCAAGAAUUUAUCUCAGAUAAUCAAAUGCACAAAUUUGAACGUUGAGGAACUUCCUUGCAUACAUCAGACAAAUGCAUACGAUUGUGGAAUUCACGUUAUUUGUAAUGCUAGAGUAAUUGGGUCUCAAUUUCUUGAUUUAAAAGAAUUUGACGUUAGUAAGAUCAAUAUUAGCGAGGUAGAAAAUAUGAGAAAUGAGCUAUUAAAUAUCAUAUCGACACUACAGAAUAAAUUGUAA
Dimorphilus gyrociliatus is the source of this 722-nucleotide messenger RNA. NCBI's taxonomy places the organism in Eukaryota, Metazoa, Annelida, Polychaeta, Dinophilidae. The record is from the annotation of a GenBank genome assembly.